This is a messenger RNA of Danio aesculapii, 2055 nucleotides long. RefSeq names its product mucin-2-like. Gene Ontology annotation, molecular function: DNA binding. The record is from RefSeq and is a predicted model, not a curated record. The transcript is spliced from 2 exons. Bases 1 to 2055 code for a protein of 684 amino acids. Gene Ontology annotation, biological process: DNA recombination; DNA integration. Lineage: Eukaryota; Metazoa; Chordata; Actinopteri; Cypriniformes; Danionidae.
AUGCCAGAAGACCAAGACAUCAAUCCUCUAAACCACCCUGCCAACAUCGACACCCCCCCAGCAACUCAAUAUCAUCCAGCACCGCAAGACCCCCUAUUGCAACCCGAAGAUCAAACAAGGGGGCGAAAAAUUACCCGCUCCGCUACUACUAGACCACCCCGCCACAGAUCACCAUCACCAGCAACAUCAAGAACACAUAACAUUUCACCUACCUCAUCCUACGCCUCCGCCUCCUCCAUCAUCCAGCCAACAAAAAGAAUAACCGUCACCGAACUCAGGAAACUCCUCGCUGAUCUGGGCAUUCACGCUCCCAAAAACCUCAAUAAACCAGAACUUUUAAAGUUAUACACUAAUGCCACUUCAGACUCUCACCCCUCGCUCAGUCCCUCUGCCAGAUCAACCACACGGAAGACCAGUUCUCGCUACACUCCUUACACUCAACCUCCCCGUUCACAAACCGGAAAAAGGAAAUCAAAACAAAAACACAUUUCAAGUCACACCCCCUCUGGGGAACACCCUCUGGAAACCCGGCAACUCCAAACCACGUCACCCACCUUUCACCAGCGAGAACCUAACCAAGACCCCAUUUACGCCAUUCAUUCCUUCAACCAAACUGGAUCUACACCCUUCUCCUGGCCGCCAGCUCCCCCUAGCGCUCAAACCAGUCCACACAUGCCUUCUACCUCAGCUUCUCAUUUCAAUCCUAACAUAUCUGUUCCUCCUGCAUUUCUUUUAAACCAAUCUUUCCCUCCUCAACCUUCUACCUCUCACCCUCUGUCUUCAGACCCAACAUCUUCAGCCCAACCACGCUAUCUUCCUUCCUCUUCUCGUCCCUUAGCACGCACCAACACUGAACCUGUCAUUCAUUCUACUCUCCCUACACCAGUUUCCACGUCACGCCCCCCAUUCACACUUUACACAGCCACUCCCCUCCCUCCACCGCAGAACGCCUUAGCCAUGGAACCACCUCCAGUCUCCAACACAACAAGAAAUCAAAUUUUAUCAGAAAUUUCGGCUCUUGGCACCAGAAGCAGACCAGCAUCCAACACCUGUCCCACAUUAUUCUCUAAUGAUAUUGCCUUAAAUCAUCCAUUACAUCACCUUCACGAAACUUCCAUAUCCCUCAUCCUUCACGCUGUUGCCCCGAGAACACUUCAAUCAUAUCUCACUGCAUGGAAAUCAUUCAAACAUUUCCACACCCUCUACCAAUUACAUUUCCCAGAAUUCUCACUGCUUUCCAUCACCUCCUUUAUUUCCCACCUCCAUACUGCCAAAAAUUUCCUGGCUAGCUCAAUUAAAAGCUACCUCAGUGGAAUUCAAUUUUUCCAUAAAUUGAUACACGGGUCCCCCUCAGAAGCCAUUUCCAAUGCACAGACCUCCCUCCUCAUUAAAGGUAUCCAGAAAAUACACCCCCCCCUUCCUGACACCAGAUUACCUAUUACACUCAACAUUUUCUCAAAAUGCAUCAGUACACUCCGCAAAGGAUACCUUUCACCUCAUACAGCCCACACACUAGACGCUAUGUUCACUCUGGCUUUUUUUGGCUUCCUGAGGUGUUCAGAAAUGGCAAUUACAUCCAAAUUUAACCCUGCCAUACACCCAACAAUGUCUGAUCUAACCUUACAGGAUGCCGAAACCCUUGCCUUCUUUAUUAAGCAAAGCAAAACAGAUCAGUCAGGUAAUGGGUAUUUCAUUUACAUUUUCAAUAUUUUCUCCCCCACACGCCCCUUCCAAACUCUCCUAGCAUUUUUCCAUCUAAGAAGAUCACAAGAGCCUAACCCACUUGCCCCACUUUUUACUGAUGACGACAAUCGUCCAGUAACCCGUUUUUGGUUUCAAAAACACUUAAAAGAAGUUAUCCGCCUGUCAGGCUUUAUCCCCGAAUCAUAUUCCAGCCAUUCAUUCAGAAUCGGCGCAGCCACCAUAGCAGCUCACAAAGGUCUAUCCUCACAUCAAAUCCAGACACUAGGCCGCUGGUCCUCCAAUGCCUUCAAAGCCUACAUUCGCCUUAGCCAAUCCCACCUCAAGGAAGCCCAGCUAGCCCUAACCAGUUAA